AAUAUUCUUGUUCUGCAAACAGCGGAUCUCUGCAGCUUGAGGCGAUAUCUUUUAUUCAGCUGACCAAAUACUGGGCGAUGAGCAGUGGUAUAAAACAGUACUUUGGUCUUGAACUGUAACAAGUCCCGAAAAGAUAACCCGUACCUCCCAACAAACAAACAAUCAAACAAAAAAGCAAACAAACACACACACAAAGAAACAAACAAACAAACCAAAAAGGUUAUUGCAACAGCGUUCCAAUCUAAUUGGAGCACGAUAUCCUAGUUACAUAAUAAAAGAGCUUUGGAUGUACCAUAUGCAGUUGCGAGCGCCGUAAAACCCCAUACUAAACUAACUUGGAUGUACCAUGGAAAGAUUAUGGGCUGGAGACAGUUUUUUUGGGAAAAAUGAUAAAUUAUUGUAUCCUUUGAAAGACCCUUGGUUUUGUUUAACAAUAAACUGUCGCUAAAGCAACGGAUGUGAAAUUUUAGCUCAGCUGUCUGCCCCUCCCCCCCUUUCCAAAAGAUUUCGUGAAUCCGAAACUAACGGUAGUCUGCUGCGUAGUGGGCUUGAACUUCAUCCGCAUGAAAAAUUGAGGUUCGAAUUUGCAGUGAGUCAGUGUACUGACAUUUCACGCCAUUCCUAGAUGAAGAUUACACCUCAGUUGGCUUGUCCCAACGGUGGGUCGCGUGCUCUGACAACUAAGCGACGUAGAUCUACAUUGUGUUUUGUUGAGAGUUAAGACUAAGAGUGCAUGAACUCUUGAGAGCAAAGCUAAAGAAAAUCACCAGUAGGCUUAAUUCAACCUGCUUAUGUUACUUCUGUCAGCUGGACAGUUGAUCUGAUGAUUGUCAAUCUACUACAUUGAGCUUUUUGUUUUGUCCCGUGUGUGCGUGACCUUUUAAAAGUUCAUAUGAGGGUAAAUGAUAGAACGUGGCCUUUUGCAGUCUUGUCUGAUUUGUGUCGCGACGGGGUGGAAUCAGGCGCCUGUCCAUUUUGGGGCAUAUGGAGUUAUUAGUAUUAGUAAUAUCAUCUUAAGGCUUGUUCAUGUUUUUAUCCUCCCCUGACAGAUCCUACAUGUUGACGAAGUGAAAGAGAGCUUCGCUUUCACCGCUUUCAUUGUCUCCCAGUGGUGGGACAAAUCCCUUGUCUGGGACGUGGAGGAGUUCAGCGGCCUGGACAGCAUUCAGAUGCGAAAUAGUACUUUAUGGAACCCAUUCAUCUAUUUCGGUAACGGCGCACGAAAGAACUUCGUAUUGAAGGCCCCGGACAUUGUAGAAGUAAGACACACAGGGGAAGUUAGAACGCUCCAAAGUUUGCAGAUGGUAACCUCUUGUUUUCUCGACUUGACUUACUUCCCCUCUGACACCCAGAACUGCUCUGUGAUCCUUCAGGCUUUGAAUAACGGUGAGCAGAUCAUCAUCCACUCGAUGAGUUCGAACUUUUCGUCCUUUGAUAUUGAAACCAAUACUGAAUGGACACUGGAAAGCUCUUGCGAGUCGAUGAUACGUUGGGACAAUGGCUUCCAGAAUGAUUCCAAGUUUAUCGUUUUUUAUUUUUUCCUACGUCGUCGUUCCACUUUCUACAUUGUCAACAUCGUGAUGCCCAUAGCUUUGACGUCACUUAUGUCUUUAGUAGUGUUUCUUAUCCCCCCUUCUUCGGGAGAGAAGAUUUCCUUCCUCGUAGCCUUGUUCGUCAGCCUCACCGUGUUUCUAAUGCUGGUGAGUAACAUGCUUCCCCGUAGUCUGAACGAAGUUCCGAAACUAAACACUUUUGUAGUGAUCGCCAUGACGAAAUGCUUCCUUGUCCUUAUAGCUACGGUAGUCGUUCUAAGGCGCUACCACUGGGAACAGGAGAGAGGCGUUGCCAAAAACCCAACACGACGACGAGCACAUAAAAUUUCUCAGACGGAUCAACUGUCUUCAAUGCCUGAUGAACGACGAUUCUGGCGCUCUGGGAUCUACACUCUCACAACUACCACAGCGUAUGGGACCAAGGAGGACAAAACCACCCAGACGAGGCAGAGAAGUCGACGUAAAGUAAAACGUGGCAAAGAAGCAGAAGAGGUAGACGACUGUGAGUCCGGCGUUGAAGGAGGACCCCCCACCAAAGAGCACGACGACACUGAUGAAAAAAAAUCUUGGUUUUCUUCCUCCCGUCUUGAUUUUCUCUUUUUGGUAGUCUUUCUCUGUAUCUCCAUUCCUUUGUACGUAUCUCUCUUUUGGUCCAUUUAA
This is a messenger RNA of Aplysia californica (California sea hare), 2213 nucleotides long. Its product is annotated as neuronal acetylcholine receptor subunit alpha-5-like. Gene Ontology annotation, molecular function: neurotransmitter receptor activity; transmembrane signaling receptor activity; extracellular ligand-gated monoatomic ion channel activity. Bases 1170 to 2213 code for a protein of 347 amino acids. The transcript has a single exon. The record is from RefSeq and is a predicted model, not a curated record. Lineage: Eukaryota; Metazoa; Mollusca; Gastropoda; Aplysiida; Aplysiidae. Gene Ontology annotation, biological process: regulation of membrane potential; signal transduction; monoatomic ion transmembrane transport. Gene Ontology annotation, cellular component: membrane; neuron projection; synapse.